Molecule: messenger RNA, 789 nt
Organism: Halichondria panicea
Lineage: Eukaryota; Metazoa; Porifera; Demospongiae; Suberitida; Halichondriidae
Exons: 4
Coding region: 114-659 (181 amino acids)
Source: RefSeq, a predicted model, not a curated record
AGACCAACCUCUGGCCAUGCUGAACUCUAUAACUUACUGCGCAUGCCUAUCUACUGCUAUAGCCUAUUAAACUUUGCUAAAGUUGUAAGUAGUAAAGUUGUAAAGGUAGAAAAAUGAAGUUUGUUGUUCUUAAUCUUGUUGCUGUUUUGGCCCUUCAGCUAGUCUCUGCAGACCACGGCACUGGGACUUGUGAUGGCUUGGAUCAUUUGAUUGAGAAUGUGAACCCCAUCCUUGGCCAGUGUACUCGAGAUGCAGAGUGUACGCAAGUCAACUGCAGUUCACAAACCCUUGGAGUGCCUGAUGCAACCAUAACUCUCCUACCUUGUAAUGAACCUCCAGCCAUCAAUAUUGUUGCGAUUGCCGCUGCUGGAGAUGUGAUAGGGAAUUACACUACAUCGACCAAUGCAGUGGACCAGCCACUCGCAACACCAGAGGGAAUCACCCUUGUUCGUCUUGACUGGAUUGUUACUUACAACCCUGUGAACAUGGGACUUAAAAUUCAGAUCAAUGGAUCACUUUUCCCUGCUUUAGACAUGAAGGUACCUCUCAUCAAUACAACCACUAUUCUGAUAGAUACAUCGGUGUGUGCAGGUGCUCCAAAACUUCAGUUUAUGCUUGCUGGACUGAUAGCCUCCCUCCUUGUAGCCAUGCUUGUGUAACUGCUAUACAGUAGUCUUGAAUACAACUCAGAGUUUAACUUUCACUAUAUAGAUUUAGUGUGCUCUAUUGUGAAUAAUGAUAGUGGUGAUUGAGAUUGAUAAAUUUCAUGAUUAUAGUAUUGUCCUAUUG